AUGCUUUCCUUUUCUUUCCCUGCCCCAGUUGUAACCUUUGUGGCCUUCUGGCUCCAUGGCUAUGCAUUUGCCUUCGGUGAACACAGCAAUUUCAUCGGUACCCAGUUUUUCCUCUCACUAGACAACACAGAUCUGGUUCAUUUCUUCUUCAACUACGUACGCUGUGCUGUGGCUACGACUGUGGCAUUAGGGACUGCCAGUGAGAGGACAGAACCAGUUGGCUACCUGAUGUCGGCCUAUGUCUUCUCUGGGUUCGUUUAUCCUGUUGCAUGUCACUGGGUUUGGGACCAGCAAGGAAUCUUCAACCCACAAUCCACUUUAUAUCCCUCACAUGAUUAUGCAGGCAGUGGAAUGAUUUUUGUGCUUGGUGGCACGGCUGCAGUUGUUUCUUUGAGGGCCAUUGGACCGCGAGCCGGACACAAAAAGCCUCAUUUUAAAAAGAGGACGGGUAACCCAACUAUGAUGGCUAUGGGUGCAUUCCUUCAGCUGCUGGGAUUCCUUGGCCUGGUGUUGGGGGCCCAUCCUCGCAUAUUAGCUGCUGAGGAGGGCCAGUUUCUGGGGCUGUAUGCCAUCAACCUCCUGCUUGCAGCAGCCAGUGGUGGUCUGUAUGGUUUGUUUUUUCAGCGCAUCUAUCAGAACAACUACGAUCUCGACAGCCUUGUGGGUGGCUCCAUCGCCGGCAUGGUGGCUGUGUGCGCGGGGGUUGACUCCUAUAUACCCGGCUUAGCCGUUAUGUGUGGAACCACUGCGUCAUUCUUCUUCUUUGCUGCGCGUGUGCUUAUAAGCCGCAUGCAGGUGGACGAUCCUCUCAAUGUCAUCCCCGUUUAUCUGGUGCCAGGGUUAUGGGGCUUAGUGUAUGCUGGGCUGCUCUCUGAUCAAGGGACUAUUGGAGGAAAGAAUGAGGUUUUUGGCAAUAACAGCCUUGUGGCUCUGAUUCUGUUUCUGUGGGCAGUGCUCAUUAUGCACCCACUACUCUCCUUCUUCAUGUGCUUUGGGAUUUUAAGGGUACCUCUCUACAUAGAGAAACGCGGUAAGAUGAACCCACACUGGGCUGCUCAAGGCCAAGACGAGAUGCAAACAGAGCAUUUUUGUGAUUGGACAGAAACUCCAGAGGUCUAG
This is a messenger RNA of Chanos chanos (milkfish), 1119 nucleotides long. RefSeq names its product ammonium transporter 1 member 3-like. Gene Ontology annotation, cellular component: plasma membrane. NCBI's taxonomy places the organism in Eukaryota, Metazoa, Chordata, Actinopteri, Gonorynchiformes, Chanidae. Gene Ontology annotation, biological process: ammonium transmembrane transport; ammonium homeostasis. The record is from RefSeq and is a predicted model, not a curated record. The transcript is spliced from 7 exons. The coding region runs from base 1 to 1119 and encodes 372 amino acids. Gene Ontology annotation, molecular function: ammonium channel activity.